AAUAUAUAUAAAAAAAAUUUAAGUUUUUCCUUCACCAAUCCUCUUCACACAAAAGCUCUCCACUUGUUUCUCUGCAAAUCCGCCAUUUUCUCUCGUUCUGUCUGUGUGCGUCUCUCUCUUUCUCUCUCUGUCUGCAAUGAUCUACGUUUCCUCAAGUAAUUUCUGAGCUCUUCUUCUCUUCACCGUUUUGCUAUCUCUUCUAUGGGCGGCCUAUCCGAAGAUCUAUCUUCAACCACCUUGCAUCUCGAUUCGGAUAACAAUCAGCGAGUUUACUUUGUUCCAUACAGGUGGUGGAAGGACGCGCACGAUUCUUUAACAGGAGAUGCCGAUGGGGAGAGAGGACUUCCCUUCCUGGCAUCGCCAGGUUCGUCGUAUGCCGGACCAAUGAAGAUCAUCAACAAUAUUUUCAACUCGGAUCUCGUUUUUAAUCUGAAAAGAGAAGAGGAUUCUUCGCAGAAUAGUGAAAAUGGUGAAGUGGGCAUUUCAGGGAGGGACUAUGCCUUGGUCUCCGGAGAAAUGUGGGUGCAGGCACUUAAAUGGCAUAUUGACUCCAAGUCUUCAACGAGGAAUGGUGGUAGCUUUUCCGUUGCAGAAGAUAAUAUAGCAGAUGUUUAUCCUUUGCAACUAAGGCUUUCUAUCCAACGCGAGGCAAAUUUAUUGGGAGUGAGAAUAAGUAAAAAGGAUAAUGUAGUCGAGUUAUUUAGAAGAGCAUGCAAAAUUUUCAAUAUUGAGUCGGAGUUGUUGCGAAUCUGGGACUUUUCUGGCCAAACAAUUUCCUUUUUUAGUAACAGUAAUAUGCAACGACAGUCAGAUCAAGAGGUACUACUUGAAUUACAAGUUUAUGGGUUGUCAGAUUUCAUAAAGUGCAAAGAGGGGAAAAAGGAUGAAUUGGCAAAUUCUAUCCUCGGAAAUUCAUCUGGUACUUCACCUGCAAUGAAUGGUGCUUCUGGAACUGGGAGUUCUGGCUGCUUCUUUGUAAAUUCUUCAGUUUUUUCUGGAAGCUCUCGUGAAGCUGGUUCUUUAGGAUUGACAGGCUUGCAAAAUCUUGGGAACACCUGCUUCAUGAACAGUGCUCUGCAGUGUUUAGUGCACACUCCGAAACUUGUUGACUACUUUCUUGGUGACUAUGAUAAAGAAAUAAAUUAUGACAACCCAUUGGGCAUGAAUGGGGAGAUUGCUUUGGCAUUUGGAGAUCUGUUGAGGAAACUCUGGGCACCUGGCGCAAGUCCUGUGGCACCAAGAACGUUCAAGUCUAAGCUUGCUAGAUUUGCUCCUCAAUUCAGUGGCUUUAAUCAACAUGAUUCUCAAGAGCUCCUUGCUUUUUUGUUGGAUGGGCUCCACGAAGAUCUUAACCGUGUGAAGAAGAAGCCUUAUGUAGAAGCCAAGGAUGGAGAUGGACGACCCGAUAAUGACAUAGCAGAUGAAUACUGGCAAAACCAUUUGGCUCGCAGUGACUCCAUCAUUGUUGAUGUGUGCCAAGGUCAAUAUAAGUCAACAUUAGUUUGUCCCGUUUGCAAAAAGGUCUCUACUACCUUUGAUCCAUUCAUGUAUUUAUCGCUACCUCUACCUUCAACAACAAUGCGAACAAUGACUUUAACCGUUGUCAACACUGAUGGAAGUACUCCGACUCCAUAUACCAUUACAGUUCCCAAGUCUGGAAAAUGGGAAGACCUCAUAAAAGCCCUUAGUAUUAAAUGCUCUCUAAGAGAAGAUGAGACUUUAUUAGUUGCUGAGGUAUACAACUACCGCAUCAUUCGGUAUCUUGAGGAGCCAGCUGAUUCUUUAUCCUUGAUAAGAGAUGGUGACAGAUUGGUUGCUUAUCGCCUGGCAAAAGAUGAUGAACAAGUACCCUUGGUUGUGUUCAUGCAUCAAAGGAUCGAGGAGCAGUACAUCAAUGGGAAACAUUCUACAAUUCCUAAGGCAUUUGGAUUUCCUCUGUUGGCUAAGCUGCCUAGUGCCUUUAAUGGAUCUGAUAUCCAAGACAUAUACAAAAAAUUGCUUAGUCCCUUUCAGGUUUCUACUCAAUAUGCUUUGGAAGAAAACCAUACUUCCGACAUUGAUACAAUUGAUAAAACCAGGGAGGAGGAGAAUGGAACUAAUUCCCCAUCAGCUUGUGUAAUUGAUCCCUUAAGAAGUGAAGAUGGAGUUAGUUCACCGUCAGAUGCUGAUUUCCAAUUUUACACCACAGAUGAGAAGGGAACCAUUAAGGGCUCUGAAAUUGAAGUUGGUGAAUCUCUCGUGGGGUCAGAAAAGAGUAAGCGGCUAUAUGUGCUUGUUUCCUGGCCGGAAAAGCAGAUUGAGCGUUAUGACACUCGCCUUCUUACCUCUUUACCUGAGGUUUUCAAAUCCAGCUUUUUCACAAAGAGACCUCAAGAAUCUGUUUCUCUAUAUAAGUGCCUUGAAGGUUUCUUGCAAGAGGAGCCUCUUGGACCCGAAGACAUGUGGUUUUGUCCUAGCUGCAAAAAGCACUGUCAAGCCAGUAAAAAGUUAGAUCUUUGGAGAUUACCAGAGAUUUUGGUUAUUCAUUUGAAGAGGUUCUCUUAUAGCCGUUUCCUGAAGAACAAGCUAGAGACAUACGUUGACUUUCCUGUUGAUGAUCUGGAUUUAUCAAUGUAUGUUGCCUAUAAGAAUGACCAGACUUGUACUCGCUAUGUGCUUUAUGCAAUCAGUAAUCACUACGGGAGCAUGGGAGGUGGCCAUUACACAGCAUUUGUCCAUCAAGGAGGCGACCAGUGGUAUGACUUCGAUGAUAGCCAUGUUAAUCCCAUUGGCCUGGAUAAGAUAAAAUCUUCAGCUGCUUAUGUUCUUUUCUACAGAAGAGUUGUUGCUUAGUAAACUGACAAUUGGCUGAGGUUCCAUUGAAUUGAAGCAGAUCAUGAUCAUUUCUCCAAAAAGUUGAUGCUAAUUAGCUCUUACAUGACGAUCAUCAGUCUUUCUCUGUCCUUAUUAAACCAUGCAAGUAGUUUUCAGCAUGGAUGAAAGAUGAAUGGAAUUUCAAGCUUAAAGACGGCAAGGAAGAAGCCGAUGCCACCGUGCUUAUGCAAAGAAAUCACAAAAUGACAGGUCUUAGGGAUACUAAUUACAUUCAUUGGCGUUACCCCAUCUUGAAAGAGGAGAGGCUUUUAGUAUAAUCUUCUGGUGAGUCUUAGACAAUAGCAUAGGGUUCAAGCCAAACUCUUUUGAUGAGUUUUGGGGGGUUACCAAAUAGGCUAGGAUAUUGAGUAAUCUUUUUGAUAGGAAAUUCCUUAAUACUUCAUUGCGGUUAUAAGGUUGAUGUGUUGUUGAUUCUUGUGUGAGAAAACAGUAGUAACUAAUUCAUAGAUUUUGAUCCAUUUUUUUUAAAAAAUCAUUGUAUUAAAUUAUAAACUGGGGCUGAUAAUUGGGUUCAAAUGUGAUUCUUGAAGUACGAAAAUAUGAAUGAAUGUCAUGAUAUUGAAAAA
Cucurbita pepo subsp. pepo (vegetable marrow) is the source of this 3440-nucleotide messenger RNA. RefSeq names its product ubiquitin carboxyl-terminal hydrolase 8. Gene Ontology annotation, molecular function: cysteine-type deubiquitinase activity. Gene Ontology annotation, biological process: protein deubiquitination. The record is from RefSeq and is a predicted model, not a curated record. Lineage: Eukaryota; Viridiplantae; Streptophyta; Magnoliopsida; Cucurbitales; Cucurbitaceae.